Messenger RNA from Protopolystoma xenopodis, 381 nucleotides. The record is from the annotation of a GenBank genome assembly. Lineage: Eukaryota; Metazoa; Platyhelminthes; Monogenea; Polystomatidea; Polystomatidae.
AUGAAUUCUUCGAAGCCCAGCUUAUCUUCAUUUCUAGCGGAUAUCGUUUGGCUGAUUGAGAUUCUGUCCAGGCCGAGUAUCUCUUUUCACUUCUCCACGGUUGUAACGGAUAUAGUUUCAUCCGGUGCCCACUCGAGGAGGGAGGCCAGGCGAGAAGCGUACUUUCCCACCUUUCGGCCGCGUAGUCGGCCUAAGCCGACGCUGUCGGAAGUCUGCCGACCGCGACAGAACAUGUUGCCGUCUGGUCGACACCCGUGCUCGGAUCGAUCUGUGCCACAGUGUACCCCUUGGCCGAGAGCAGACCCGAGGGGUUACACACAGUGCUCAGUCCAUCCUGAGGGCGUAACCGCCACAGAUUACCACAUAAGCCCUUCCCUUUAG